This is a messenger RNA of Malus domestica (apple), 2274 nucleotides long. Its product is annotated as mannan endo-1,4-beta-mannosidase 2-like. The record is from RefSeq and is a predicted model, not a curated record. Gene Ontology annotation, molecular function: mannan endo-1,4-beta-mannosidase activity. NCBI's taxonomy places the organism in Eukaryota, Viridiplantae, Streptophyta, Magnoliopsida, Rosales, Rosaceae.
UUUAUGAGUAGGUGAGACUGAAAUUGAACAAGACAAACUUGUUCAGGGAAAGAUUAAAAUUCAAGAAAAGCAGUGAAAUCAGGUAUCUCAGAAUCUCAGAUCUAAACAGAACACAACCAGGCGGCAAACAGCUUGAUACCAACACUGCAACCACACCACACACCCACCAGUCUCUCUCUCUCUCUCUCUCUCUCUCUCUCUCUCUCUUCCCCUUCCAUUGAUAAUAUUUCUCCAUUUUUGACUAUUGCUUUCUUGGUUGAACAUGUUAGCUCUGAUUUCUCUGCCAUAUUCCCCACAUGCCCUCAGACCUUCCUCCACCCUUGUUGCAUAAAACUUUCCUUUUUCUCCUUUUCCACUUAUAUAUCAGGACACCAGUAUACAUUUUUUACUACAGAAAGAUCUGGGUGUUCAUAUCUCGGGUCUGAGGAUCAUAAUCUCAUCUGGGUACCAAUAAUUUCAGGAUUUUGUUGAAAUUUAGCCAAAAGGGUGUCAAAAAAUUCUUCAAAUCUGCCCAAAAUUUGGGGCUUUUUAUGAUCUUAAGGUACUCUGCAAAGAAGAAGAAAAUGGUAGUGGCAGGAAAUGGUCUGUUCUACCCAAUUCUCGGAUUCGUGUCCUGUGUGGCCUUCAUCUACUUGUCUUUCGGUAACUUGGGUUCUAAUGUUAGCGACGAAAAGAAGUUGAGUUUUGUGGGGAGGAAUGGGGCUCAGUUCAUGUUGGAUGGCAAGGCAUUUUACAUUAAUGGGUGGAAUUCUUACUGGUUGAUGGAUCAAAGUGUGGAUGAGUAUAGAAAGCCGAGGGUCCGGAAAAUUCUGCAAGCCGGUGCGAAAAUGGGCCUUACUGUCUGCCGGACUUGGGCGUUUAACGACGGCGAGUACAAUGCCCUCCAGAUUUCCCCUGGUCACUUCAAUGAGGAAGUGUUCAAGGCUUUGGAUCAUGUCAUUGUAGAAGCUAGACAACAGGGCAUCAGGCUGCUCCUUUGCUUAGUUAAUAACUUGCAAGCAUAUGGCGGGAAGACUCAGUAUGUAAAGUGGGCUUGGGAAGAAGGUGUUGGUUUGAGCGCUUCCAAUGAUUCCUUUUUCUUCGAUCCAUCUAUUCGCAAUUAUUUCAAGAACUAUGUCAAGACUAUCCUAACAAGGAAGAAUACGCUCAAUGGAAUUGAGUAUAGAAAUGAUCCUACCAUUUUCGCGUGGGAAUUAAUAAAUGAACCUCGUUGCAUAACUGAUGCUUCAGGCGACACUCUCCAAGAUUGGAUAGAAGAAAUGUCAGCUUUUGUGAAAGCAAUUGACAAGAACCACCUACUGACCGUGGGCCUUGAAGGAUUUUAUGGUCCAAAAAGCCCUAAAAGGUUGACUGCAAAUCCGGAAAUGUGGGCAUCCAGACUUGGAUCAGAUUUUAUUCGCAACUCCAAGAUCCCCAAUAUUGAUUUCGCCUCUGUUCAUAUCUACCCUGACCAUUGGUUCCAUGAUGAAGAAUUUCACGAGAACCUCAAAUUUGUCUCCAAGUGGAUGCGUUCUCACAUUGAAGACGGGAACAAUGAACUGAAUAAACCUGUCAUGUUCACCGAGUAUGGAUUGUCAAACCAGAACAAGGACUUUGAACCAUCUCAGCGUGAGAGGUUUUACAAAACUAUUUUAGACGUGAUAUACAAAUCUGCCAAGAAAAACCGGUCUGGAGCAGGUGCUUUAGCCUGGCAGUUUCUCGUUGAAGGAAUGGACGAGUAUAAUGAUGAAUUUGGGAUUGUUCCGUGGAAAAGACCGUCUGAGUAUAAGAUAAUAGUAGAACAAUCAUGCAGGUUGGCUAGACUCAAGGGACCAACUCAACAACAGCGAAAUUUGAAAGACUUGUGUUCGCAAAGAAAGUGAAAUGCUUAUUUUUUGUCCGCAGAAAAAUUCAAUUCCUUGGGAGGGUUGGGGUUAUAUAUUUACGGUUUGACGGUGCUUAAAGGAGAGAUGCAGGUUCGACUGUGUACUAUAUUCUUCCCACAGCAUAUGGAAGAUGUAAUUUCAUCUUGAAUGAAUUGUAAGUUAUAGAAAAAGUUAUAAUUGUGAUGUUAUCGAAAGCUUUACGUGAUGAAAGACUACAGAUUAACAGCCAAAAGAAGUCUUUUGAACUAUUGAUUAGGUUGCUUUGCUUGUAAGAAAUGGUAUCUGCAGUCCUGAAACUGUGCUUUAAAGCACUGGAUAGGUCUGAUAGCUCUCUAUGAAAACUCUAGUUCUCUUGUAAUGAUAUCUACAGACUACCGCGGUCUUGAUUUUUAUCCAACCGCUUUCGUUC